This is a messenger RNA of Rana temporaria (common frog), 2432 nucleotides long. RefSeq names its product kelch like family member 7 (gene KLHL7). The record is from RefSeq and is a predicted model, not a curated record. Bases 192 to 1955 code for a protein of 587 amino acids. NCBI's taxonomy places the organism in Eukaryota, Metazoa, Chordata, Amphibia, Anura, Ranidae. Gene Ontology annotation, biological process: protein ubiquitination. Gene Ontology annotation, molecular function: protein binding. The transcript has 11 exons. Gene Ontology annotation, cellular component: Cul3-RING ubiquitin ligase complex.
CGUGACCACUGCGCCGCCGCAUCCAGCCAGCCAAUGGAAUCCACCAACGCUCGGGGCCUCGUCAUCGUCGGCCAAUAGCGGUCGUGCGGGGUGAGCUGAGUGUCGGUGCCUGCCGUGUUGUUGUUGUUUACGGUGGCGGGUCGCUGUGUGUUCCGGUGGGGAGCCGGGGAAUCGGGUCGAGGCUGAGAAGAAUGGCAGCGCAGGGCGCCGAGAAAGCCAGCAGCAAGAAGAAGACCGAAAAGAAAUUCGCCGCCCGGGAGGAAGCCAAACUGCUGGCCAGUUUUAUGGGAGUCAUGAAUGUCAUGAGAAAGCAGAAAACCUUGUGUGAUGUUAUUCUUAUGGUGCAAGACAGAAAGAUCCCAGCUCAUCGUGUGGUAUUGGCAGCUGCCAGUCACUUCUUUAACCUGAUGUUUACCACCAACAUGAUUGAGUCAAAGUCUUUCGAAGUAGAACUUAAAGAUGCAGAACCAGACAUCAUAGAGCAGUUGGUGGAGUUUGCAUACACUGCAAGAAUUUCAGUAAAUAGCAACAAUGUACAAUCCCUGUUGGAUGCAGCUAAUCAAUAUCAAAUAGAGCCUGUCAAAAGAAUGUGCGUUGACUUCCUUAAAGAGCAGGUGGAUGCAUCAAACUGCCUAGGCAUUAGUGUGCUGGCAGAAUGUCUUGAUUGCCCAGAACUUAAAGCCACAGCAGAUGACUUUAUCCAUCAGCAUUUUACUGAAGUUUACAAGACAGACGAGUUUCUACAGCUUGAUGUGAAACGUGUCACCCACCUUUUAAACCAAGACACUCUGACCGUCCGUGCCGAAGACCAGGUUUAUGAUGCAGCUGUGCGGUGGUUAAAGUAUGAUGAACCAAAUCGACAACCAUACAUGGUAGACAUCCUUGCUAAAGUCAGAUUUCCUCUGAUCUCCAAGAACUUUCUAAGCAAGACGGUGCAGGCUGAGCCUUUGAUACAAGACAAUCCAGAAUGCCUGAAGAUGGUGAUCAGUGGUAUGCGCUAUCACCUUCUCUCUCCAGAAGAUAGGGAAGAGCUGGUCGAUGGCACGAGGCCACGGAGAAAGAAACAUGAUUAUCGGAUCGCUUUAUUUGGUGGCUCACAGCCUCAAUCCUGUAGAUACUUUAACCCAAAAGAUUAUAACUGGACAGAUAUCCGAUGUCCAUUUGAGAAGCGCAGAGAUGCAGCCUGUGUGUUCUGGGACAAUGUGGUCUAUAUUUUAGGUGGCUCUCAACUCUUUCCUAUUAAGAGAAUGGACUGCUACAAUGUUGUAAAGGACUCCUGGUACUCUAAACUGGGGCCACCAACACCGCGAGACAGCCUGGCUGCAUGUGCUGCUGAAGGCAAAAUCUACACAUCUGGGGGCUCAGAAGUAGGAAACUCUGCCCUCUACUUAUUUGAAUGUUAUGAUACCAGGACAGAAAGCUGGCACACAAAGCCCAGUAUGCUUACCCAACGCUGCAGUCAUGGGAUGGUGGAGGCUAAUGGGCUUAUCUAUGUGUGUGGAGGCAGUCUGGGAAACAACGUAUCUGGACGAGUGCUGAACUGCUGUGAGGUGUAUGAUCCAACAACAGAAACGUGGACUGAACUGUGCCCAAUGAUUGAAGCGCGGAAAAACCAUGGACUAGUCUUUGUGAAAGACAAAAUAUUUGCUAUUGGGGGACAGAAUGGUUUAGGUGGCCUGGACAGCGUUGAAUAUUACGAUAUCAAACUUAACGAAUGGAAGAUGGUGUCUCCAAUGCCUUGGAAAGGGGUAACGGUGAAAUGUGCAGCGGUCGGCUCAGUUAUUUAUGUACUGGCUGGUUUCCAGGGAGUGGGCCGUUUGGGACAUAUACUAGAGUACAACACAGAGACAGACAAGUGGCUCGCCAACUCCAAAGUGCGAGCCUUUCCUGUGACCAGCUGUCUAAUAUGUGUUGUGGACACUUGCGGGGCAAAUGAAGAGACGCUAGAAACAUGAAGAUUUUGUAAUGUGGAAAAAAAUCUUCUUCCCAGUAACCAACUAUCUGUAAACCUGUCUUUGUCCUUUUCUAUUUAUGGGCAUCACAUUUCAUCAUGUACUAUAUUACAGAGGAUGGGCAAAAGAUGAGGUGAUUGUAACACUAUGGACUGCAAGCUCUCCACAAUCUCCCGAAUGGACGUCUUGCCCCUAAUCUGCUCCUGCACUCCCAGGAGUUUAAAACGUUGGAGCAGUUUGCUAGUUUAAAACGCAAUUUUUUUUUUACGGUGUAUUAAUGUGGACUUCAAUGUUUCAUAUAGUGCACUUGCUGAAUAGUUUGGGCUCAUAACUAUAUGCACACAUAAGCAGAUCAAAGGAAAUGCAUAUUUCUUCUGUAUAUUAUGUUCUAGAAUGUACUGGCAUGGGCAGGAUUGCACUUAAAGCAGAGUUCUGACAUUUUUUUAAUUUUUUUUUUAAUUGAAGACGGCAGCUGCUGAC